Molecule: messenger RNA, 3896 nt
Organism: Camellia sinensis
Lineage: Eukaryota; Viridiplantae; Streptophyta; Magnoliopsida; Ericales; Theaceae
Product: DIS3-like exonuclease 2
Biological process (GO): mRNA catabolic process
Cellular component (GO): P-body
Molecular function (GO): 3'-5'-RNA exonuclease activity; RNA binding
Source: RefSeq, a predicted model, not a curated record
AUUUUUUUUUUUUUUUUUUUUGGGAUUGUUGGGUAAAUUAUGAAAGGGGCAGUGGUUGAGCAGUCUCAUACUGAGAAGACUGAGGAUGUUGAUAAGGACAAGAAGAAGAGGCGUCGAUCCAAUCGACGAUCCAAACACAAUUCUUCUGUUUCAGUAGCUUGUGGUUCGGUAAAUGAAUUACGUGCAGAACCAUCUGAAAUUGCGGGGAGUGGCAGCCCAUCAAAUAUGGAGCGACUGCCCAAAGCAUCUAAUGUUGCUUUCAAUUCUUUGCCAACAAUGGAUAUAAAUGAACAAGAAGCACCACAGGAAGGUAAUAUGCAAAAUCAGCAAGUUUUUUCAGCUGAUUUUGGUGGAAGAAAGUUUUCAAAAUCAUGUCCUGAGACGCUUGUUUGUGAGGAGUCAAUGUGGUCAUAUGCAAAUAAGGAUCUGAGAAAAUAUUUUGCUCCACACUGGUCUGUCGAAGCUGUUAAUGAGGCAUUAGAGAAAGGUCAUGUCUUUAAAGCGCUUUUUCGUGUGAAUGCUCACAACAGACUUCAGGCCUAUUGUAAAAUUGAUGGAGUUCAAUUGGACGUCCUCAUCAGCGGAAUUGCUGCUCACAAUAGAGCUGUGGAGGGUGAUAUUGUUGUGAUUAAAGUUGACAAUUUGUCAUCAUGGACUAAUAUGAAAGGGUCUGCUGAGACUUUCAACAAUUCUGCGCCUUUGGAUGAUUAUAACUCUCUCUCUCAAGUCACUGAGUUAGUUUGUGAUAGCUGCCAAGGAAAAAAUAAGGUAGACAUGGGUUAUGAAUAUGUAAAUGGUACUUCCACUUGUGCAAAUGUUGGUCCAGAACUACUUGGACAUUGCACCUCUUCACCAGAUUAUAGUUAUAGCCCUAUUGAUGGACAUUGUCCCUUUGUGCUGGAUCCUUCUCAGACAGUUUGUUCAAAUGAACAGAAUGAUGUCACAAUUUCAAUGGAGAACUUAUGUGCGAUAAUAAGUUCAUUCCCAUCAAAACGACCAACUGGAAAAGUUGUGGCUAUCAUUGAAAGGUCUCAUCGUCGUGAUGCUAUUGUCGGAUUUCUUAGUGUUAAGCAGUGGCUUUCUAAUAGGGAAGGUCGCAAAAAGGACAAGAAGAAGAAAAAAAAUUCAUUGUUAUCUCCCAAUCAGGAGUACAUCACGUUGACACCAACUGACCUGAGGUUUCCCAAAAUGAUGGUAUUUUUGAGAGACCUGCCUGACAUUAUCAAGAAAAGAUUGGACGAUGGUGAUGCAACAAUUGAAAUGGAACUUGUAGGUGCAUGUAUAGAUGAUUGGGGGGAAGAAAAUUGUGUCCCACGUGCUCAUGUCAUGCAUAUUUUUGGAAGGGGUGGAGAGAUUAAACCACAGAUUUCUGCAAUUUUAUUUGAAAAUGCAAUUCAUUCUUCUGAAUUUUCUCCUGACUCACUUUCUUGCUUUCCAUGUGUUCCUUGGGAGAUUCCACCAGAGGGAUUUGAAAACAGAAGUGACCUAAGAAAUUUGUGCAUAUUUACUAUCAACCCUUCCACUGCCACUGAUCUUGAUGAUGCACUAUCAGUUGAAAUGUUAUCCAAUGGCAUUUGCAGAGUUGGUGUGCACAUCGCAGAUGUGUCAUAUUUUGUUCUACCAGACACAGCACUAGAUAUAGAUGCUCAAAUUCGUUCCAAGAGUGUCUAUUUAUUGUGGGGUAAAUUACCCAUGUUGCCCUCAAUGCUUUCAGAGAAUCUAGGCUCACUUAAUCCUGGAGUAGACAGACUUGCCUUUUCGAUUUUCUGGGACAUCAGUUUAACUGGGGAGCUUCUGGAGCAGUGGAUUGGCCGUACUGUUGUACGAUCUUGUUGCAAACUCUCCUAUGAACAUGCUCAGGACAUUAUUGAUGGGUUGUUUGAUGUGGGGAGUUUUAGUACCUCAAAAAAUGGUUUCCCUCAGUUGCAUGGCGACUUUCAAUGGUCUGAUGUUAUUAGAUCUGUUAAACGCCUUCAUGAAAUUUCACAGACAUUAAAGGAGAAGAGGUUUAAUGAUGGGGCAUUGAGUCUUGAAAGCUCCAAAGUGGUUUUCUUAUUUGAUGAAGACGGCAUGCCAUAUGAUAGUAUACUUUCUGAAAGGAAGGACUCAAAUUUCCUAGUUGAGGAGUUUAUGUUUUUGGCUAAUAGGACAGCUGCUGAAGUAAUAUCUAAAGCUUAUCCUGGUAGUGCAUUGUUGCGGAGGCACCCUGAACCUAACCUGCAAAAGCUCAGAGAGUUUGAAGCUUUUUGUAGCAAACAUGGUUUCGAAUUGGACACUGCUUCAGGCCAGCUUCAUCAUUCAUUGGAGUGGAUUAGAGAAAAACUCAAGAAUGAUUCUGUGUUGUUUAACAUUGUUGUGUCAUAUGCAUCAAAACCAAUGCAAUUGGCGACCUACUUCUGUAGUGGAGAUUUAAAAGACAGUGAGAGUGAGUGGAGGCAUUAUGCUCUGGCUGUUCCUUUCUACACUCAUUUUACUUCACCACUGCAUAGGUAUCCGGAUAUUGUUGUACAUAGGACAUUGGCUGCUACAAUUGAAGCUGAAGAGAUGUACUUAAAGCACAGAAAAAUGCCUCAAAAACUGAACAUUUGGGACGAAUUUCCAAGAAGAUGUUUCACUGGAGUCUGUUUUGAUAAAGAUGCAGCAGAAUCAAUUGAAGGCCAGGAAGCAUUAUCUGCUGCAGCAUCAAAACACAGAAUUCCAUGCACAGAAAUACUGUCAGACAUAGCUGCUCAUUGCAAUGAGAGAAAGCUGGCUGGUAGGCAUGUCAAGGAGGCUAUUGAAAAACUCUACAUGUGGUUUGUUCUUAAGAAAAAGAAGAUUUUAUUGACUGAAGCAAGGGUAUUGGGCCUUGGGCCAAGAUCCAUGUCUAUAUAUGUUCACAAGUUAGCUAUUGAGCAGCGUAUAUAUUAUGAUGAAGUUGAAGACCUGAUGGUAGAAUGGCUCGAUGCUACGUCCACAUUGGUACUCAAUUUAUCUACACAUAAGCGCCUCCAAAGGAGAGGUAGCCCAGGUAAAUGCAGGACACUUGAAGAUGUUGCUUUAAUAAUGAGCCCAUUUGACUUGGCAUUUGAUUUUCCUGGAGAUAGUGGUAACAGGGGUGGCGCAAAAGCAAUUAAUGAUCUAAGCACUAGUUUUGCAUCACAAACAGUAGGGGAUACUGGUGUAUCCAUUUCAAAAUCUGAAUUUUCAGAUGGUAUUGAGAUUGAACCUCCCGUGUUUCCCCUCACAGUGAGCCUGUUCUCAACAAUACCUAUUGCCCUCCAUGCAGUUGGUGGAGAUGGUGGCCCUCUUGAUAUAGGGGCAAGGCUGUACAUGAGCUCAUAUUUAAGGUGAUGUGGAGAUUGGGAGUAAUGUCCUAGGUGUUGUAAUUGAUGGAGUUAUGAUGUUGAAACAGAGUUGUUUUUGGUUAUGAACAAGCUCUGUUGUAGAUAUGGUGUACUGUAUAGUUCAAUGGUUCAAAGUAGUUUUGGAAACCAAAAAAAACUAUGGCUGAAGCAUUGUGUUUAUAUACAUCUGGUGGCUGAAGCAUUGUGUUUAUAUAGAUCUGGUGGGAGGUGUAUAUAAGGGAGGAUUUUCUUCCAUGCUAUUAUUUAGUGGCUGAUUUUUGUUAAAGCUGCUUGUGGGAAUAGGCCCUUGUUUUUGUUGGCCAUUUCCGUCUAGGAUUAACUCGGUUUGACCGUGUCUGUAUCCGGUGUUUUAAUGCUAUGCAUCGGAGUCUAAUUCAUGUUUUAGCUUUGUUGGACUGCAACCCAAUUAUUUUUAAUGUUGGGUGUCCUAUUGUAUUUGUAUUUGAAUUGAUUUUCUAUGUUUCUGAGACGUUGAUGCACUUUUGGCUGCCAAUCAGCGUACUGUUGUGUAAUCUUCUAGUUGAAUAACACGGGUUUUGUCUUCCUUAA